Messenger RNA from Didymella exigua CBS 183.55, 3087 nucleotides. RefSeq lists its product as uncharacterized. The record is from RefSeq and is a predicted model, not a curated record. Lineage: Eukaryota; Fungi; Ascomycota; Dothideomycetes; Pleosporales; Didymellaceae. The transcript has 9 exons. Bases 312 to 2840 code for a protein of 842 amino acids.
UGGAAUCAUAUGCGGCACUCUAGGACGGUGUCAGCACGUUCGUCGUACCGCGGCCAACCGUGACUACACCUUGCUUGCUGAUUUGCUCAUCAAUUUCCUGUGUUACACUCAUUAGAGGCACUAAAGGUCCCGUUCCUGACCUGUGACGACACCAUCCGCUUCAACGGACUAAGCAUCUUCAGCCCCCCACUAUCUGGAGUAUAAGUACAUAUCACGCAAUCAUCGCCUACCGAGAUAGCUGAGAGAGCGGUUCCUACGGACUACGGAUCACUCAGCCGUCAGCUAAAUCGCAUUCGCAACUGCACAGAACCAUGGUUCGCAGAACGGAGAUCAUCGACAUUCGUGUCGGCUCCACCGACUUUGACAUGGUCGCCGACAUCAAGAAGGGAUUGAACCCAAAAGACGGUGGAGAGAAGAGGCUACCCACGCUCCUGUUGUACGAUGAGGCUGGUCUGCGGCUGUUUGAGAAGAUCACUUACCUUGAUGAAUACUACCUCACCAAUGCAGAGAUCGAAGUUCUGGAGGCGUAUGCUGAGCAGAUCGCACGUCGUGUACAGACAGGUUCGGUUCUCGUCGAGCUUGGAAGCGGAAACCUCCGAAAGGUCAACAUUCUUCUGCAAGCCAUUGACCGCCUUGGAAAAGACGUGGAAUAUUACGCAGUUGAUCUCUCAUUGUCAGAGCUGGAGAGAACGUUCUCCGAAAUUCCUACAGAGGGCUACAAACACGUGAAGCCUCACGGUCUGCACGGGACUUACGACCAUGCACUGGAGUGGCUGAAAUCCUCCAGCGUUAAGGAUAAGCCCAAAACCAUCUUAUGGCUGGGUUCAAGCUUGGGAAACUUCAAGCGACAAGAAGCAGCGCCGUUCCUUGCCGGAUUCGGCGAUGCUAUCAAGACUGGUGACACGAUGCUUAUCGGCAUCGACUCCUGCAAGGAUCCCAGCCGUGUCUACCAUGCCUACAACGACAGGCAGAACGUGACACACGAAUUCAUCUUGAACGGUCUCAAACACGCGAACAGGCUCAUGGAUAAUGAGACUUUCAAGCUCGAUGACUGGGAGGUCAUCGGAGAAUUCGACAAAGAGGCUGGCCGUCAUCACGCGUUCGUCUCACCCUUGAAGCUUGUCACCAUAGAAGGUGUCAAGAUUCCCAAAGGCGAACGGAUCAGGAUAGAAGAGAGUUACAAGUACAGUCGUGAGGAGAUUCUGAAGCUCUGGGAGGGUGCUGGUCUUGUAGAGAACGCAGUCUGGUCCAAUGAGAGAGGUGACUACGGACUGCAUUUCGUGUCGAAGCCCGCAUUUUUCUUCCCCACCAAGCCAGAGACCUACGCUGCGCAGCCAGUGCCAACGCUUGCAGAAUGGCUUGAGCUUUGGAAAGUAUGGGACGCUGCUACUCGCCAUAUGAUUCCUGCAGAUGAGCUACUCUCCAAACCUAUCAACCUGCGCAACGCCUGCAUCUUUUACCUAGGCCAUAUCCCCACUUUCCUGGAUAUUCACAUGGCACGAGCAACUGAUGGCAAGGCCACGGACCCUGCAUACUUCUGGCAGAUCUUCGAACGUGGAGUCGAUCCGGACGUUGAUGACCCUGAGAAAUGCCACGCACACUCCGAGAUUCCUGAUACUUGGCCACCGCUUGAGGAAAUCUUGAUCCAUCAACAAAAGAUACGAGAGAGAGCCGAGACACUGUACACGUCAGGCGCUGUGGAAAGCAGUCACCGCAUUGCACGCGCUAUGUGGCUUAGCUUUGAACAUGAAGCUAUGCACCUUGAGACUCUCCUGUAUAUGCUUGUUCAAAGUGACAAGGUCCUGCCACCUCUGGGAAACACCAUUCCUGACUUCGCUGCUCUUGCGAAACGAUCAGCAACAACAGCGGUGGAGAACGAAUGGUUCACUAUACCCGAACAAGACGUCAACAUUGGCCUAGAUGACUCCGACAACGAUAUGUCCACCAAACGGUACUUUGGCUGGGACAAUGAGAGACCCGCUCGUUUGGCUCGCGUCAAAUCGUUCCAAGCUAAGGCUCGUCCAAUCACAAACGGCGAGUAUGCAGCGUACCUUACGAAGACCGGGAAAAUAGCCGUUCCUGCAUCUUGGUGUGAGGAGCAGUGCCUCAGCGAUGCAGCACGUGCUGUUAAUAAGAGAGACAGUGCCGUCAAUUGCUUUCACUGCACAAACGGCGCGGCGGCGGACGUCACCGAUGGUAGGUUUGUGAGAACGGUGUACGGCAGGGUGCCGCUCAAGUAUGCACUUGAUUGGCCUAUCGUUGCUUCUUAUGAUGAAAUCGCCGGCUGCGCACAGUGGAUGGGCGGACGCAUCCCUACCAUGGAAGAGGCGCGAAGUAUCUACAACUACGUGGAGACUUCCAAGAGUAAGGAGGUCCAGGCUCUGGGUAACACAAUUCCAGCGGUGAACGGGCACCUCAGCAACAACGGUGUAGACGAGUCGCCACCAUCCAAGCCUUUGUCAAACGGUGACUCUGGUGCAGUCAAUGGUUACACCCUUAUCCCCGGCAAUCUCUUCGUCGACCUUGAAGGGACCAACGUGGGUUUUAAGCACUGGCACCCUGUCUCUGUAUCCGAAAGGGGCAAUAUGCUCUGCGGCCAGUCUGACUUGGGCGGUGUUUGGGAGUGGACUAGUACUGUGCUGGAGAAGCAUGCCGGCUUCGAGCCAAUGGAACUGUACCCGGCUUACACGGCCGAUUUCUUCGACGGGAAGCACAACGUUGUGCUUGGUGGAUCCUGGGCGACCAUACCGCGCAUUGCGGGCCGCAAGACCUUUGUGAAUUGGUACCAGCGCAACUAUCCUUACGUCUGGGCUGGCGCACGUGUGGUUACCGACCUGUAAAGGCAUGAUCAUGUCCUUUUGACAGAUAUGUGAUUUAGGUUUCGACUGCUGCGUCCUGAUACUUCGGAGUGCGGCGCUGCACUGCAUCUGCAGCCAACCGCGAUGCAUCGCUCUCUCUACCAUCGCGACGUUUGUCGUCCCGAGCGCAAAUGGAGCGAUUUGUCGCUACGAUGGACGUUUUUCUAAAGUCCGCCCCUGUCGUUACAAUUUCCAUAUCAUAUCUCUCCAAUCCAAAGUUGUUCCUUCC